AGUGCGCGAAUUCAGACAGCGAAGCAAACUUCCGGGUUCGCUUUCCACAAAUGUUGUAAAUCUACGAGCUAAAAAAAAUACAGGUAGAAUAUAAUUUGUCGUGCAUAUAGCGAAGUUGUAGAUACAAUGUUUGCGUUAACUACACUAAAGACAACGAAUGCAGGAAAUUGACGGGGCUAUUUCACUAAAACAACACAAUUAUACGAAGAGGAAGGCCACAUCCGGUUAGCGGAUUAAACAGGGGGAACAUGUCGACGCAGGGAAGACUGUCCGUGUUCGGGUUUAUAUUUUUUAGUGUGGUGGUGCGGGACGCCAUGUGCAUUCUGACAUCAGGAAUGCUAUUUCCUCGCGAGUCUUCUUCCAGGGAAGUGAAGGACUUGAGCGGGCUAUGGAGCUUCAGGGCCGACAUGUCCCCAAACCGGAACCAAGGCUUUGAGAGAGCUUGGUACAAACGUCGUCUUACUGAGACCGGUCCAGUGAUCGACAUGCCUGUUCCGGCCAGCUUCAACGACAUUACCCAGGACCCCAAAUUGAGAGAUUUCAUUGGCUGGGUGUGGUAUGAGAAAGAGAUGGUGGUGCCUGCCCGCUGGCUCGCAGACGAAGGAAUAAGGAUUGUUCUCCGGGUGGGAAGUGCACAUUAUUAUUCAGUGUUGUGGGUGAAUGGGGUGAAAGUGACCGAGCACGUAGGCGGCCACCUUCCCUUUGAAGCAGACAUCAGCGGUGUACUCCGAGAUGACCCGACGACGCCCAGCAGGAUCACCAUUGCAGUCAACAACACUCUCACCCUGGAGACUCUUCCUCCAGGAACCAUCCAGUACCUUAAUGACUCCACCAUGUAUCCUGAAGGUUUUUUUGUGCAAAACAUCAACUUUGAUUUCUUUAACUAUGCCGGGAUUCACCGUCCUGUAUUGCUGUACACGACUCCCAAGGCUUAUGUGGAUGACAUCACAGUGGUGACGGACUUCUUGGAUAGCACAGGUCUAGUCCGAUACAAAGUAUCCGUCCAAAAUGCCGCUGGAGCCACCCUGAAGGUCCUACUGACAGAUAAAGAUGCCCACACAGUGGCGUCCUCCAGUGGGCCAUCUGGAGUGCUCAAAGUCCCUGAUGUCAAACUCUGGUGGCCGUACUUGAUGCAUGAGAAUCCCGCUUAUCUCUACUCUUUGGAGGUUCGCUUGAUGGCAGCGGAUGGAAGCUCGGCAUAUGAGGAUGUGUACACGCUACCAGUCGGCAUCCGCACCGUCGCCGUCACCAGCACCCAGUUCCUCAUCAACGGCAAGCCCUUCUAUUUCCACGGAGUCAAUAAGCACGAGGACGCUGAUAUUCGAGGUAAAGGCUUAGACUGGCCUCUGAUCGUCAAGGACUUCAACUUACUGAAGUGGUUGGGAGCCAACUCGUUCCGCACCAGCCACUACCCGUACGCAGAGGAGAUCCUGCAGAUGUGUGACCGCCACGGCAUUGUGGUCAUAGAUGAAUGCCCGGGGGCGGGCAUCAAAGACAUUCGUAGUUUCGGCAACGCCUCCCUGGCCCAUCAUCUGGAUGUCAUGGAUGAGCUGGUGCGUCGGGACAAGAACCAUCCUUCUGUGGUCAUGUGGUCAGUGGCCAACGAGCCGGCAUCGGAGAUGGCUCCUGCUGAUUUUUACUUCAAGAGUUUAAUUGGACAUACAAAGACCCUGGAUCCCACCCGACCUGUGACUUAUAUCACAAACAGUUACUAUACCAGAGACAGAGGGGCCAGCUAUGUGGACGUGGUUUGCGUCAACAGCUACUCCUCCUGGUACCACGAUCCAGGCCACUUGGAGGUCAUCCCCAUCCAGCUCAACACGCAGUUCGAGAACUGGUACGGAAAGUACAAGAAGCCCAUCAUCCAGACCGAAUACGGAGCAGACGCCGUGCCGGGUCUUCACAGCGAUCCGCCCUUGAUGUUUACUGAGGAGUACCAGAAGGUAGUCUUGCAGAGCUACCACAACGUGUUCGACCAGAAGAGGAAGAAGUAUGUCAUCGGUGAACUCAUCUGGAACUUUGCCGACUUCAUGACUGCACAAGCCCUCAUUCGUGUGGUGGGCAACAAGAAGGGUAUUUUCACCCGGCAGAGGCAGCCCAAAGCAGCGGCUUUCACCCUGAGGCAAAGAUACUGGAGGCUCGCAAAUGAAACGGGCAAGAUACCUCCUUGGACCAAAUACCCCUGCACGCUCUGAGGCUCGAGUCAUGUGCACGGCCAACUGGUUACAUCAUCAUUUGCAAUAAUCAGACUGGAUCAAUCGACGUCCAAUCACCAGCUGUGUUUCUGAGUGCCUUAUUAAUGAUGGAUGUGCUUGAUGAUGACGAUGAAUUAAUGCAAGUUUAAAACGCAAUUGAAAAUUGGCGACACUAAAGUGCUUCAGAAUAUUAGUUAUGCAACAAUCCUGCUGAGGCCGAGGCGCCAUCACAACGGCAAAGCUUGUCCCAGACGCCACAUCAUAGCGGAACCUUGUUUUUUUUGUGUGAUCAGUCGUAAUUGUGUCAGCAGUUGCAUGUAUUUCUAAAUGAAUGAUUGCACAAUUUCAAGAGGAAAAUAAAGUUGGUCAGUAUUUUA
Doryrhamphus excisus (bluestripe pipefish) is the source of this 2572-nucleotide messenger RNA. It is a transcript of the gene gusb, whose product is annotated as glucuronidase, beta. Gene Ontology annotation, molecular function: carbohydrate binding; beta-glucuronidase activity. Gene Ontology annotation, biological process: carbohydrate metabolic process. Lineage: Eukaryota; Metazoa; Chordata; Actinopteri; Syngnathiformes; Syngnathidae. The record is from RefSeq and is a predicted model, not a curated record.